AUGGUAGCGCGAGAGCUUGGGAAGAAAUAUGUCUGGAUUGAUGCCCUCUGCAUCAUCCAAGGUCCCGACGGUGACUGGCAAAGCGAAGCUGGGAGGAUGGAGCACGUCUUUGCCAACGCUUACUGCACCGUUGCUGCAAACUCGACCAAAGGGCGGAAGGACGGUUUCCUGGAGUCAGGCCUUUGGGAUCAAAUCAACCCAGAAAGCCUGGAAUGCGAAUGUUUGUUUGAUUCAGAAGUCAGUGAGGCACCCUUGAUGCAGAGAGCCUGGGUCCUCCAGGAACGGGUGUUAUCACGGCGAAUCAUUCAUUUUACCUCGGGGGUUUUGACUGCAAGACCUGGGCAUACCUAUUGGGAAUGUGGCAGUGGAAUCCGCUGCCAGCAAUUUUCACAGCUGAGCCCGCCGAUCUACAAAGACACAUUUAUUCGUGACCCCUACUUCCCAGCGCGGCUCAAGGACGCAUCAUAUUUUCGCGCUCUUGAUUUUAUGCAGUCUCUUCUUCGGGAAUACUCACUAGCCGGGCUCACAUACAAGUCCGACAGAGACACGGCAAUAUUGAGCCUGCUCAAUCGCAUCAGCCAUGAACUCGACACAGAGGUAAGAUAUGGCGUUAUUCGCUGUUUUCUGGGUAGUCUUCUCUUGUGGAAGCGAACUGCCGAGGAGCUGACGCCCCCGAUCGACUUUGGACAACGGGCCGUGCCGUCAUGGUCCUGGAUGGCGUACGACGGAAGCAUCGAGUUCAUCAAGAUGUUUCAAUACGAGCUCAGGAUACCUCGCGACACGGUCCUUGGAUUCGCUCAAGAUGGAAAGGAACUGAAUGUCAAAGUCCGGCAAUUUGAAAGUUGCCAACUAGGAGAAGCCAAGCGAGGCGGCGGCUAUUCUAUCUCCGAUCGAAGCGAAAAGAUUGGGACACUAUGGUUCGACAUGAAAGACCGCAUCGAGUUCAAGCACUGUGUCGUCGUUGGAGCUGGUGAAACAAGACCCCGCCAGAAAAAGCUCUACGUCCUAGUGGUUCAGGAGGAGUCAGGCAAAGGAAGAUACAAGAGGUUGGGAGUUGGCAUUUUGGGUGAUGGUUAUGUGUCCGUAGAGAGUGAGCCUGGACGACUUGUGUGA
Molecule: messenger RNA, 1113 nt
Organism: Fusarium falciforme
Lineage: Eukaryota; Fungi; Ascomycota; Sordariomycetes; Hypocreales; Nectriaceae
Product: HET domain-containing protein
Exons: 2
Coding region: 1-1113 (370 amino acids)
Source: RefSeq, a predicted model, not a curated record